Molecule: messenger RNA, 1068 nt
Organism: Miscanthus lutarioriparius
Lineage: Eukaryota; Viridiplantae; Streptophyta; Magnoliopsida; Poales; Poaceae
Source: the annotation of a GenBank genome assembly
AUGGCGUCGGAGGACGUGGUGGGUAAGAGCAGGGGCGACACGGCCGUCACCACCAUCGUCAACCUGGCGGAGGAGGCCAAGCUCGCGCGCGAGGGCGUCAAGGCGCCCGGCUACCAGAUCCUCACCAUCUGCAAGUCGCUCGUCGCCGGUGGCGUCGCGGGAGGAGUGUCACGUACUGCUGUUGCUCCGCUCGAACGAUUGAAAAUUUUGCUUCAGGUUCAAAAUCCACAUAGCAUCAAGUACAACGGUACAGUUCAGGGUCUCAAGUAUAUCUGGAGAACUGAGGGCCUCCGUGGACUUUUCAAGGGUAAUGGUACCAAUUGUGCAAGGAUCGUUCCAAAUUCUGCCGUGAAGUUUUUUAGCUACGAGCAGGCGUCAAAGGGCAUUCUGUGGGCCUACCGUCAACAGACUGGGGAAGAGGAUGCUCAGCUUACUCCACUCUUGCGCCUUGGAGCUGGAGCCUGUGCUGGUAUCAUAGCCAUGUCUGCUACUUACCCAAUGGAUAUGGUUAGGGGUAGGAUCACUGUUCAGACAGACAAGUCUCCCUACCAGUACCGUGGUAUGUUUCAUGCACUGGGUACAGUCUACCGUGAAGAAGGCUUUCGUGCUUUAUACAGAGGGUGGCUUCCAUCUGUAAUCGGAGUUGUUCCGUACGUUGGCCUCAACUUUGCUGUAUAUGAGUCCCUCAAAGACUGGCUACUCCAGACAAAUCCAUUUGGCCUUGCAAAUGACAACGAGCUGCAUGUGGGUACAAGGCUUGGGUGUGGAGCUGUGGCUGGGACUAUUGGCCAGACUGUUGCAUACCCUCUUGAUGUCAUCAGGAGAAGAAUGCAGAUGGUUGGUUGGAACCAUGCCGACUCUAUUAUUACUGGAAAAGGCAAAGAAGCACUCCAGUACAAUGGCAUGAUCGAUGCAUUCAGGAAGACUGUUCGUCAUGAAGGCGUUGGUGCUCUGUACAAGGGCCUUGUUCCGAAUUCAGUCAAGGUGGUGCCCUCAAUUGCCAUUGCAUUUGUCACUUACGAGGUUGUGAAGGAUGUGCUAGGAGUAGAGAUGAGGAUAUCAGACUAA